Molecule: messenger RNA, 2721 nt
Organism: Ziziphus jujuba (common jujube)
Lineage: Eukaryota; Viridiplantae; Streptophyta; Magnoliopsida; Rosales; Rhamnaceae
Product: DEAD-box ATP-dependent RNA helicase 32
Exons: 8
Coding region: 187-2475 (762 amino acids)
Biological process (GO): rRNA processing
Cellular component (GO): nucleus
Molecular function (GO): RNA helicase activity; nucleic acid binding; ATP binding
Source: RefSeq, a predicted model, not a curated record
AAAAAUAAAAAUAAAUUCGAGUCGAUCUAUUUUGUCUCUCGCUUAAACCCUUCGUCUUCCUCAAGACCAACCCAAAACCCUUACCAAGUUCGCUGUCAAAAUCCAAAACUCAGAGAGUUCUACUUGCCCGCCUAACCCCCACAACCGCAGCAAAAGAACAAACAAAAAAAAAAAAAAAAACAAAAAAUGAAAAAACCCAAAGCAAAAAGUUCAAGCAAGCAAAAAAAGCUCUCGGAGGUAAAAGAAAUCGAGCUUCUGAACUCAUGGAUCGAGGCCCAGAAACCCGAAUCCGGAUUCAAUCCCUUGUCGCUGCCUCCACUUUCCAAGGAAGAACGUCGUGUGGGAGCCAAUUCCUUCCCACGAUAUUCUGGGGCCACUUUGUUCAGUGAGUUGCCCAUCUCCAAGAAAACCAAGGACGCUCUGCGCCAGAGCAAAUUCAUCGAGAUGACCGACAUUCAGAGAGCUUCUCUGCCCCAUGCUCUCUGCGGUAGGGAUAUACUCGGUGCCGCCAAAACUGGGUCCGGGAAGACUCUGGCUUUUGUUAUUCCGGUUUUGGAGAAAUUGUACAAAGAGAGAUGGGGCCAUGAGGAUGGGGUAGGCUGCAUCAUAAUUUCUCCCACGAGGGAAUUAGCUGGCCAACUUUUCGACGUACUCAAGUUGGUUGGGAAGUACCAUGGUUUUAGUUCUGGCCUUCUAAUUGGUGGUCGCAAAGAUGUUAAGUCCGAGAAAGAGCGAGUAAAUGAGCUAAACAUAUUGGUUUGCACUCCUGGUCGACUUCUUCAGCACAUGGAUGAGACUCCAUAUUUUGAUUGCUCACAACUUCAGGUUUUGGUCCUUGAUGAGGCAGAUCGAAUUCUCGAUGUGGGAUUUAAGAAGGAAUUAAAUGCUAUCAUUUCACAGCUACCUAAAAGAAGACAAACCUUUCUUUUCUCGGCUACUCAAACAAAGUCAGUUCAAGAUCUUGCAAGACUUAGUUUGAAGGACCCCGAGUAUAUCAGUGUGCAUGAGGAGUCUGAAAAAGCCACCCCUACUGGUUUGCAGGAAACUGCAAUAAUUGUUUCUCUUGAUGAAAAAUUAGAAAUGUUGUGGAGUUUCAUUAAGGCGCAUCUCAAGUCAAAGAUUCUAGUGUUUCUAUCAACUCGUAAACAGGUAAAAUUUGUUUAUGAAGCAUUCAAAAAGCUCCGCCCUGGAAUACCCUUGAUGUGUCUGUAUGGAAAGAUGAAGCUGGAAAAAAGGUUGGGUGUAUAUUCACAGUUUUGUGAGAAACAUUCAGUUCUCUUCUGCACUGAUGUGGCUGCAAGAGGGCUUGAUUUUAAUCGGGCAGUUGACUGGGUUGUUCAGGUAGAUUGCCCAGAGAAUGUGGAGACUUACAUACACAGAGUUGGCCGAACUGCACGCUAUCAGUCUGGAGGGCGAUCGGUUUUAUUUUUGAUGCCGUCAGAAACAAAAAUGCUUGAGAAAUUACGAGCAGCUAAAUCACCCAUACAAUCUAUAAAGGCAAAUAAAAAAAGACUGCAGCCUAUUUCUGGGUUGUUAUCAGCUUUACUAGUUAAGUAUACAGAACUUCAGAAUACAGCUCAAAGAGCCUUUAAAACAUAUUUGCUGUCUAUUCAUAAACAGAAGGAUAAAGAAAUUUUUGAUGUGUUGAAACUUCCUUUGGAUAAAUUUUCGGCAUCAAUGGGUCUGCCUUUUGUCCCAAAGGUUCGUUUCCUUAAUAAGAAAAGCAAACAAAAUAGUUUGCAAGAAAAAUCAUCCUACCUUCAGCCAGAGAAUUCUGAGAAGGAUGAUGAUUUGGAGAAUCCAAGUGAGGACCUCAAACCAGUGAAUUCUGAGGAGAAUGAUUUGGAUAUUCCUAGGAAGGAGCUAGACAUUGGCAAUUUUAAGGAAGAGAAAGUGGACAGAGGUUUUCUUCUGGAGGAGGAUGCUGUAAAUGAGGAUGGGAAAGCCGGUGAUGUUAAAGAUAUCGUACCAGCAACUCGGAUUUUGAAGAAAAAGAAGCUGAAGAUCAACAUCCACCGACCAGUGGGAACUAGAGUUGUAUUUGAUGAGGAAGGCAAAACGCUACCACCCCUUGCGAGAAUAGCUGACAUGAACGGUGCUAAUGACUCACUCCUACUUGAUCAGGACAAGAAAAAAGAAUAUUAUAAGAAGAUGAGGGAACAAUUAAAGCAGGUUGACAAGGAAGACAAACUUUUGGAAAGCAAGCGUCGCCGAGAGAAAAGAAUCAAGGAGAAGUUGAAGAGGAAGAGAAAUAAUGUUGAAGAAGAAGACAGCGAGCAGGGUGUUGACUCUGGGUCAGAAGAAGAGGCAUCUAGGGAUAGAUCCCAUAAAAGGUCAAAAAUAUACUUUGAUAGCGACAAUGAGGAUGGUGAAGGAAGGGCUAACAAUGUUGAAAAAGGUAUCAGUGCCAGUUCUAUAUCAUUGGAGGAGCAAGAAGCUUUGGCUCUCAAGUUGUUGAACUCCAUGCACUCAUAAGCUGGUAAGAAAUCCUGCAUAAUGUGUUCUGUCAAUUUAAUUAUUUAUUAUUAGUGCUAUCAAGUUUUGAAAGAGUACUGAAGAGCUAUUGCCUAUAGUGAUGAUUGUAACAAUUUUGUUCAAAUUUUUAAGAGAACAGAAGAUCAGGUUUUUGUUUAUGGAACCGUCAAAGAACUUUUUCUAGAAACUUGUUCACAAACAAUUUUCUAUAAAUUAGAAAAUUAAAUCCAAGAGACUUUUUGGUGC